AUGCACAACAAAGGACCAGCCCCCCAAAAGCACGAUGGCAGCAGCCUGAGGAUCGGCAUCGUACAUGCACGCUGGAAUGAUGACAUUAUCAAAGCCUUGCUGGACGGAACCAAAGCGAAGCUUCGAGAGUGCGGUGUGCACGAGUCCAACAUUGUGAUUCAAUCGGUUCCUGGCUCGUGGGAACUGCCAAUUGCUGUCCAACGUCUCUACUCCGCGUCGCAAGUCCAGUCUUCUUCAGCGGGCAUUGGUAGUUCAGCCGGAGAUCUUCUUGGGGGUUCAGCAAGCGACUUGUUGUCAUCCCAGUUACCGACGGCGGCGACCGGUCCAUCGACAGGCUCUUUCGAUGCCAUCAUCGCCAUCGGCGUGCUAAUCAAGGGCGAGACGAUGCACUUUGAGUACAUUGCUGAGAGUGUUGCGCAGGGUCUGAUGCGCGUGGGGCUGGACACGGGGGUGCCCGUCAUUUUUGGCGUGCUAACCGUGCUGAACGACGAGCAGGCUAAGGCUCGGGCAGGUCUGAUACCUGGAAGCCACAACCACGGCGAAGACUGGGGUCUUGCGGCGGUUGAGAUGGGCGUAAAACGCAGGGCAUGGGCGACUGGCAAGAUUGAGAUGGGUGCAUGA
Molecule: messenger RNA, 621 nt
Organism: Thermochaetoides thermophila DSM 1495
Lineage: Eukaryota; Fungi; Ascomycota; Sordariomycetes; Sordariales; Chaetomiaceae
Product: 6,7-dimethyl-8-ribityllumazine synthase-like protein
Exons: 2
Coding region: 1-621 (206 amino acids)
Biological process (GO): riboflavin biosynthetic process
Cellular component (GO): intracellular anatomical structure; riboflavin synthase complex; mitochondrial intermembrane space
Molecular function (GO): 6,7-dimethyl-8-ribityllumazine synthase activity
Source: RefSeq, a predicted model, not a curated record